AAAUUCUGGUAAUGCCUAAAGGCCCAAGAUUAAAACGCACCGUCUUGUAAUGCACUUAAAGCAUAGCAUAAAACCUCGGAAAGAUCAAAAGCUUCGCCGAGGAAAACAGAGAGGUCUCCAGCUGCGAAAGUGUCCGUUUAGAGAAGAAGUAAAAUAGGACAACGAAGAAGAUAUAAUGACGACGAAACACAGUGCAGUUCCGACCACAUACUCUCCGUCCCCGACCUCUAGAUCAAAACCGUCAGUCUCCAAAGACUCCAUUGUCGAUUGGGUCCGACCCGACGGUCGCGGCUACCGUCAGUGCCGGCCCGCAUUUUUUAGGACUGGUGCUGUGAAUGCUGCUUCAGGAUCUGCAUAUGCAGAGUUUGGAAAUACCAAGGUCAUUGUGUCUGUAUUUGGGCCAAGGGAAAGUAAGAAAGCAAUGAUGUACAGCGACGUAGGGCGGCUAAAUUGUAAUGUUGGCUUUACAACUUUUGCUACACCGAUUCGUGGGCAGGGGUCAGACCAUAAAGAGUUUUCCUCCUUGCUACAUAAAGCUUUGGAGGGUGCAAUAAUACUGGAGACUUUUCCCAAGACAACUGUAGACGUUUUUGCAUUGGUGUUGGAAUCUGGUGGCAGUGAUCUUCCUGUCAUAAUAUCUUGUGCUAGUGUUGCCCUAGCAGAUGCAGGGAUUAUGAUGUACGAUCUUGUUGCUGCAGUUUCUAUGUCUUGUCUUGGUAAGAAUCUUGUCAUUGAUCCAAUUACGGAAGAGGAAAGCUACCAGGACGGGAGCCUCAUGAUUACUUGCAUGCCUUCGCGUUAUGAGGUUACUCAGCUUACUGUUAUAGGCGAAUGGUCAACCCCUGAAAUAAACGAGGCUAUGGAGCUUUGUCUUGAUGCUUGCUCAAAGCUUGCAGAGAUCAUGAGAUCAUCUCUGAAAGAGGUUGUUUCUGGUUCACAAGAAUAGGGAACAAAAUACUGCAAAAUUUUGCUACUAUAAUGCUGUCACAGUGUUUGAAAUUGAUUUUUCUUUUCUUUUUCUUGGCCAUUGAAAGAAAUCUAUAUAUAUUUAGUAACAAUUCUUCAAAUGUAUUUCGAAGUGGUUGAAUGUUUGAAUGUAUAAUUUUUGGAGUGAAAAAAAAAAUCCCUCAUCAAAUUAA
This is a messenger RNA of Tripterygium wilfordii, 1139 nucleotides long. RefSeq names its product exosome complex component RRP41-like. The transcript is spliced from 7 exons. Bases 176 to 946 code for a protein of 256 amino acids. NCBI's taxonomy places the organism in Eukaryota, Viridiplantae, Streptophyta, Magnoliopsida, Celastrales, Celastraceae. Gene Ontology annotation, cellular component: cytoplasmic exosome (RNase complex); nuclear exosome (RNase complex); nucleolus. Gene Ontology annotation, biological process: U4 snRNA 3'-end processing; nuclear mRNA surveillance; rRNA catabolic process. The record is from RefSeq and is a predicted model, not a curated record.